AUGAACCGAGGAGUGAAGCACGGGCGCGUCGAAACCCCCUCGCCGGCACCCAGCAGCCGAGAGAGCACCUCGCCUGCUCCGCUUGCAGAAUCGCUGCCGGCCGCGACUAAUGUGCGAACAUCAAAAAGGCAAGAAGCAAAGAAGUACUUGCCAGAUACGCUCCUACCAGAGAGCGCGGCUUCUACAUCGGUGUACAGCGAUGAGUCGUUUCACAUUGAGAGCUCACGAGAGCGUGAGGAAGCAGUCCUCGCUGAGGGCCGCUGCCUCAGUGGUGAUGCGCUCAAGAACUUCCUUCAGAAGAACUUUGUGGACUACAUAGAUGAUGAGUUGUUUGACGUAGCGGCUUUGGAAGCUCUCGAGGACUAA
Molecule: messenger RNA, 366 nt
Organism: Leishmania braziliensis MHOM/BR/75/M2904
Lineage: Eukaryota; Euglenozoa; Kinetoplastea; Trypanosomatida; Trypanosomatidae
Exons: 1
Coding region: 1-366 (121 amino acids)
Source: RefSeq, a predicted model, not a curated record